Molecule: messenger RNA, 675 nt
Organism: Stylophora pistillata
Lineage: Eukaryota; Metazoa; Cnidaria; Anthozoa; Scleractinia; Pocilloporidae
Product: protein pxr1-like
Source: RefSeq, a predicted model, not a curated record
AUGGAUGGAAAAGUUAAUGAACCAAAAGAUGAACUCUCUGCUGCACACGAGACGACUUCACGAUUGCAAACUGAAAUUCAAAGAUAUGAAAGCCAAGUUGUACCAGCUCUUGAAAAUAAAGUGAGAUCGCUAGAAGAAGGAAUGACACGUAGUGAUGAGCGGAUAAAGAAAAAGGAAAAAGAGAAAAAGGCUGCUGAAUCUUUGAGAGCAGUGAAAGCCCAAAAGGAAGCACAACAAAAAACAGAGGCAAACAUACAAGAAGUGACAGAGGAAAAAGCAGAGAGAAUAAAGAGAGAAGAACAGGAAAAGAAAGAAAAAGAACAAAAAGAGGCUGAGGAAGAAAAUAAAAAGUUAGUCCAAGAACGCGAUUCUUUAAGUUUUGCAUUGCAAAUCGUAUCCAGAGAAGCAGCUACUCAAUGCCGUUCAAUGAGUAACACCUCUAACGAACAUACCAUUGUCCAAAAUAUGGAUGAGUCAACACCUUGCGCCAACAAAGAACAAGGCUUCAUUGUGAAAUCAAAGAACAAAAGAAAGAAAUCGAAAGGUAAAGGAGGUCCUAAUAACACCCUGACAGGAAAAGAAUCCGAACCCGAAAAACAACCAAAAGAGCGCACAACCCUGCUCAUAGGAGAUUCGAUGAUCUCAAGAAUACCUGGAAAAGAUCNUAUUGCAUAG